CGCCCAGCAGCCUCUCACCGCGCUCAGGGAAAGCUUUUCUUCUCCCAGUGAACAGACUCUUUGCCCGCCUGCGAACACCGGAUAGUCCAGUCUGAGAAAAAAAAAAAAAGAGAGAGAGAGAGACCCCAGCACUGUGACGGCGGUGACAGAAGGACUCCUUUCUGCGUCGCGCUUCCGUCCCAAAUCCGGCCUCGCGUUCAGUUCAUUUGGACAUCUUUAUUUUCGCUUGACAUUCUUUUUUUUUUUUUUUUGUCACCGACAUGGUCGACUAUCACGCCACCAACAACCAGUACUCGUCCGGCGGGCCGCAGACCUACAUGGAGCAGGAGAACGACUGGGACCGGGACUUGCUGCUGGACCCGGCCUGGGAGAAACAGCAGAGAAAGACAUUCACAGCGUGGUGCAACUCCCACCUGCGCAAGGCCGGCACACAGAUCGAAAACAUAGAGGAGGACUUCAGAGAUGGACUCAAACUCAUGUUGCUUCUGGAGGUCAUCUCAGGUGAGCGGUUACCCAAGCCCGAGCGAGGCAAGAUGAGGGUGCACAAGAUCAACAAUGUCAAUAAAGCUCUGGACUUCAUUGCCAGCAAGGGAGUCAAAUUGGUCUCCAUCGGAGCAGAAGAAAUCGUGGACGGAAAUGCCAAGAUGACCCUGGGAAUGAUCUGGACCAUCAUCCUCCGCUUUGCAAUCCAAGACAUCUCUGUUGAAGAGACAUCGGCAAAGGAGGGUCUUCUAUUGUGGUGCCAGAGGAAGACCGCUCCCUACAAGAAUGUAAACGUGCAGAACUUCCACAUAAGCUGGAAGGACGGCCUUGCCUUCAACGCUCUCAUCCACAGACAUAGACCGGAACUCAUUGACUACGACAAGCUCAGAAAGGAUGACGCAGUAACCAAUCUCAACAAUGCCUUUGAGGUGGCCGAGAAGUACCUGGACAUCCCCAAAAUGUUGGACGCAGAAGACAUUGUGAACACUGCUCGUCCCGAUGAGAAAGCCAUAAUGACUUAUGUGUCCAGUUUCUACCAUGCCUUCUCUGGAGCUCAGAAGGCAGAGACUGCCGCCAAUCGCAUUUGCAAAGUACUAGCGGUCAACCAGGAGAACGAACACCUGAUGCAGGAGUAUGAGAAACUGGCCAGUGACCUUCUAGAAUGGAUCCGUCGGACCAUUCCCUGGCUGGAGAACAGAAAUCCCGAGAAGACCAUGGCUGAGAUGCAGCAGAAGCUGGAGGACUUCAGGGACUACCGCCGUGUUCACAAGCCACCAAAGGUCCAAGAGAAGUGUCAGCUGGAGAUCAAUUUUAACACACUGCAGACCAAACUGAGACUGGGUGGCAGACCUGCCUUCAUGCCAUCAGAGGGACAUAUGGUGGCUGAUAUCAACAGAGCGUGGCACACACUAGAGGGUGCGGAGAAGGGCUACGAGGAGUGGCUCCUCAAUGAGAUCCGACGUCUUGAGAGAUUGGAUCACUUGGCUGAGAAGUUCCGUCAGAAGGCCUCCAUCCAUGAAUCCUGGACUGAUGGCAAGGAGGCCAUGCUCACUCAGAGAGACUACGAGACGGCCUCGCUGUCCGAGGUGAAAGCGCUGCUCCGGAAACACGAGGCCUUCGACAGCGACCUGGCUGCACAUCAGGACCGAGUGGAGCAGAUUGCCGCCAUUGCACAGGAACUCAAUGAGCUGGACUACUACGACGCACCCAACGUCAACGCUCGCUGCCAAAAGAUCUGCGAGCAGUGGGACAGCCUCGGAGAACUCACACAGAGGCGCAGAGACUCACUUCAGAAAACGGAGAAACUUCUGGAGUCCAUCGAUGAGCUCUAUCUGGAGUACGCCAAGCGGGCAGCACCCUUCAACAACUGGAUGGAGGGGGCUAUGGAGGACCUGCAGGAUAUGUUCAUUGUCCACAACAUCGAGGAGAUCCAGAGUCUGAUCCGUGCCCACGAGCAGUUCAAGUCCACCUUGCCUGAGGCCAACAAGGAGCGCGAGGCCAUUCAGGCCAUCCACAGCGAGGUGCAGAAGAUCGCCCAGCACAAUGGCAUUAAGCUGAGUGGAACCAACCAGUACACCACCAUUACGCCACAGAGCAUCGACAGCAAAUGGGAUCAGGCACAGAAGCUAGUACCUCAGCGUGACCGGGCUCUGCAGGAGGAGCUUCGCAAGCAGCAGUCCAACGACAAACUGAGACGCAACUUUGCAGAGCAAGCCAAUGUGGUCGGACCCUGGAUACAAAACAAAAUGGAGGAAAUUGGCACGAUAUCCAUCGAGAUGAUCGGCACUCUGGAGGAUCAGCUGACCAACCUGAAGGAGUAUGAGCGCAGCAUUGUGGACUACAAACCCAACAUUGACCAGUUGGAGGGUGUCCAUAAACUCAUCCAGGAAGCCCUCAUCUUUGAUAACACGUACACGCCCUACUCCAUGGAGCACAUCCGCGUGGGCUGGGAGCAGCUGCUCACCACCAUCGCCAGGACCAUCAACGAGAUUGAGAACCAGAUCCUGACGCGUGACGCCAAGGGUAUCAGCCAGGAGGAGCUUUACGAGUACCGUGCCUCUUUCAACCAUUUUGACAAGGACCAUAGUGGUGCCCUCAUGGCUGAAGAGUUCAAGGCCUGUUUGAUCAGUCUGGGUUACGACGUGGAGAACGACAAGCAGGGCGACGCCGAGUUUGCCCGUAUCAUGGGCAUUGUGGAUCCCAACAACACAGGCACGGUCACCUUCCAGGCUUUCAUCGACUUCAUGUCCAGAGAGACCACCGACACAGACACGGCCGACCAGGUCAUCGCCUCCUUCAAGAUCCUGGCCGCAGAUAAGAACUUCAUCACCGCUGACGAGCUGAGACGGGAGCUUCCCCCGGACCAGGCCGAGUACUGCAUUGCCAGGAUGGCACCCUAUUCGGGGCCCGACGCCAUCCCCGGCGCCCUCGACUACAUGUCCUUCUCCACCGCGUUGUACGGCGAGAGCGACCUGUGAGGGCGGUGGACUCGAUUGGGGGAGGGGGGGGGGGUCAUGUCUUAAAUCGACUUCACUUCCCCACGUGUGCCGAUUUGAAAGAGUUUGGAGCGUGUCGAGUGAAGUGUAGUUUAUGGAAAACUGUUUAUUCGAUAUCCUUGAAAUCCAGCUUGAGGUCCAUGUACCUAGUACCAUCUUUUUCUCAAGCAAGGCUACUCAGCGCACUAGUGGAACGACUGUCUUUCUAAUAAUAUAAUUUUUCUCACUGCAAGUAACGCUUUUGGCCAACUAUUAUGCAAUUAAACCUUACUAUUAAACUAUAAAGUAUUUAUUCCAUAUACUUGCUAUUCAACUUUAGAUCCAUGCACUAGUACACUUUGCUAGAAAGACAAUUCAGCGUACUAGUAGAAUGACUUGGCAUUUUUUUCAUGACUUUCGAGUGUUUUCUCCAUUAUUUGUGCCAGUUUUGCUUGGACCUUUAGCUGCAUAUCAAGGAUUUUGAUUCAAUGAUCAAACAGCUGUAUGAAAAGAUCAAUAUACGACUGUGCACUAUUAAAACAAUUCAAUGCACUAGUAGAAUGACUAGGGCAAACUAGUACAUUUGUCUUACUGGUAACGUUUUCCUCUCCUGGUGCCAAUUUUGGUCUACAAGUAGACAAUUGAAGGUCACUUAAAAACUAUGGGAGGUUGUUCCAGUAUUUAUUCGAUAUUCUUGAUAUUCAGCUUUAACUCCAUUUACUAUGAAGUCAUAUCAGGGCAUUAGUGCAAUGACUCUCAAACUAGUAACAUUUUUCCUCCACUUGUCAAUUUGGUGCGAAUUGUGCACAAUUCAACCUUACUAGUAAACUUUAUAAAUCCAUUAGAGCUUGUUAUCAAAAGUUUUGAUAUCCAUCUUAUACUCCAUGUACUAGAAGGAGAAUUUAGCGCACUAGUGGAAAGUAGCAUUUAAUGUUCCUGUACACUAGGACCACCUGCACAUUUUUAGUGAGGUCAAACAUUCCAUUUGUUGACAGUUAUGUGCUGCUGGUACUACUAGUGACUAUCAAAUUGUAUUGUUUAUGAUCUAGUUUCACUCGUAGCAUGAAGAUGUUUUGCUUUACUAGUAACAUCUUGUUGGACUAAUGUGGAAAAAGUGAUCUACUAGUGUGCAGAAAUAUCACAGUCAUGGAAGAAAGUUCUACUCACGCGUUUUUAAAAUUGGUCUUAUUGUCUUACUAGUCAGGACAAAGACCACACUAGUUGCCGGACCUUGAAAGUUGAUUGAGGAUUUAUUCAAUAUCCUUGAUAAACACCAUUUAUUUUUAAAGAAGUUACCUGUAAGACACAGUUGUUCUGCAAGUACUAGUACGCUGAGGUCAUUCUGCUAGUGCAUUGAACUGUCGAGUCGUCAUGAAAGAGAGUUUACUACUACUUUGACCGUAAAGUGGAUAUCAAGGUUUUGGGCUAAAUACCCCAACAGUUUUCCAUAGUAGUUUCACUUCAUUCCUUGAAGUUUUGGGAAGGGGUGGACUGGUUGACUUCACCCUCUGCCUUUUUUUUUUUGUUUGUUUGUUUAAAUGGGGGGGGGGGGGGCAGCACUAAUCUUGAUACUUAUGCGAGAUUUAUUUUAUCAUUUGGAGAGGGGGUCCAAGGGUUCCGACAAAGGGAGCAUCCUCACACGAUUGCCGAUGUUUGUGUAUUAGAUUUGAGUCAUAUGCUGAGGCGGGUGGGACAGCCGUGUGGCCUAUAAAGUGUCAUUCACCCACAAAUGAAAUGGGAUAUUUGCCCAUAAUUCUCUUUUGUUGCUGGAUAAGGUGACCAAUAUCUUUUCUUUCUUUUCUUGCUUUCCCAGAGUUGAGGUUGUUGUCAGGACACUGUAAAUAUAUAGUUUUUUUUUUUCAGUGAGAAACGGUUAAAAGAAAAACAAGAGGGAGAGUGAUUCGCCCAAUCAGAAUUGGCGUCAUCCAUUUGAACCCCAAUGUAUACAGAAUCUCCCCAAAUUUGUUCCUGGUUGGAUGGUUGCCUUGGUAUUGGUCUUGUGUGUGUCCUCAAGCACCAUCAUCUUUUUUUCUCUCUUUCCACUUCCUCUAAUCCUGGGAUCCAUGGCGGUGUUCAAUUAAAAAAAAAAAAAAAAAAUCACCCAAAAGGAAAUGGAAAAAAAAAUCUAUGCAAUACGAAUGAGAUGAUUUAACGAUAAAAAGUCAAAAUUAAUGGAAGACUUUUUUUUUUUGUCAUUGUUUUUGCAAAGGGAGGGCACAUAAAAAAAAGACUCCAGGACCAAGAGGUUCUCUCCCUCGCUUCUCACUUCUUUUUUUUUUUCUCUGCCCUGGCUGGAGAAAAUGAACUCUGGAAAUUGUGGCCCCUACCCCCCUGCUUCUUUUUUUUCAGUUUUUUUUGUACUCUUUAAUAAUAAGGAACCUUAUCUGCUGUACUGGAAACUCCAAAAGGCCUUUUUUUCCUGUGUAACCAUGACAACGAUGAUGAUGAUGAGUGACUCACCAACCACACAUAAAAAGUUUCCUUACAAAAAUGUAUCUGGAUUUCAUGACCUUUUUUUUAUUAACACAGACACUCACAUGUCCUUUAAUAUUUUGUAUCCCAUCAAUUAUUUGCAAAUUUUUGGUAUUCGCUUUCUCCAGUGAAUCAUCAGGAUCCCCCCCCCCCUCCCCACUUGUCUGUUGCCAGACAUUUUGAGUGGUUAUAACUGCCCCAAUAAUGGGUUGGGGGGGGGGGUGUUAGGUAGUAUAUUUAAAAAAUAGAUUUAUUAAUUUAAAUAAAUGCAUCCAUGCUUUUCGUUUAUUUAAAAAAAUAUUUUAAUUUCAUAAAGUUUUUAAGUUGCUUUCUAAAUAAAUAUGUGGCUAAUAACAAAAAUAUUACCCUUUUUUGUAAACCACUUUGUAUUAUUGCAGUGAAUUUUCCAUUUCUAAUCCAGUUAUGAUCAUUUUAUGAUGGGUGAAAUACACACACCUAAAUUAAAACAUUUCUUUUUGAUUGGUUGUUUUUUUUUUUUCUUUUUGAUAAGUUGGCGAUUUUUAUUUUUAUUUGCAAACCCCAAUUCCAAUGAAGUGGGGUGCAUAAAAUGUGAAUAAAAACACUGCAAUAAUUUGAAAAUCCUUUUUCAAAUGAUAACCAAUUGAGCAUGACAAAAGUCAACAAUAUCAUGUCCAAACUGAUGAUGUAUUGUUUUUUUUUUUUCAAAAAUAUUUUCUCCUUUUGAAUCUGCUGCCUGAAACACGUUCCAAUAAAAGCCUGGGCAACAAAAGACUGGGAAAGUUGAA
Messenger RNA from Syngnathoides biaculeatus (alligator pipefish), 6196 nucleotides. It is a transcript of the gene actn4, whose product is annotated as actinin, alpha 4. Gene Ontology annotation, cellular component: Z disc; plasma membrane; cortical actin cytoskeleton. Gene Ontology annotation, biological process: muscle cell development; actin cytoskeleton organization. Gene Ontology annotation, molecular function: calcium ion binding; actin filament binding. NCBI's taxonomy places the organism in Eukaryota, Metazoa, Chordata, Actinopteri, Syngnathiformes, Syngnathidae. The transcript is spliced from 22 exons. The coding region runs from base 261 to 2960 and encodes 899 amino acids. The record is from RefSeq and is a predicted model, not a curated record.